Messenger RNA from Neohortaea acidophila, 1191 nucleotides. RefSeq lists its product as uncharacterized. Lineage: Eukaryota; Fungi; Ascomycota; Dothideomycetes; Mycosphaerellales; Teratosphaeriaceae. The coding region runs from base 145 to 786 and encodes 213 amino acids. The transcript has a single exon. The record is from RefSeq and is a predicted model, not a curated record.
GGUCAGGGCGGGUUUGGUCGACUCUUUAUUCUAAUGAUUGACUAAUUACCUUUUUUCGAAUGUCAAUACCUUUUUGGAGCAACUAGAAGUAACCAUUGACGGUGGCAGGAAGCAGAAUUUGCUCGGGUAUUUGAUGGACAGUGCAUGCUGUACAUAGCGACGAGACAUCUACUUUUUGCUCCGUUCUCAAUCUUCAUCCCCCUCCACAGUCAUUGUCCUCUCCACGUCGAACCCACAUGCCAUCAAUUCGUCUGUAUCCGCGUGUCGAAAUCGUCACGACGGAUUGCCCUUCGUGGCAAAAAACCAGAGUUUGCGGGGACCCGCUUAAAAGAAGCUCAACAUAAGCUGGCGAUCGACAUGACAUCAGCCCCAUGCGGAAGCACAUAUGGUUUUAUUGCUGGUGGAAAGACACAAAAACCUUUGAAUAUUCCUCUGGCACGCUUCUUCUUCUUCAAUUCCCAAUCGCCACAAGAGUCCAACAUGUUUUCACGAACCCGGCCGCGAGCAUUCGCUGCUGCCGCCCAAUCGACCCUCCGUCCCUCCCAAGUCCCCCGCACCACCGCCGCAGCCCUUCACACUCGCGCAUUGACUCGACCUAAUGCCCGUUUGGAAGCGGGUGCAACGCCGCGCGCACUGAAGACGGGAUCUCCUGCCAUAUCGAAGCGUUUCGAGCACACCGCCGCCGACGGCACCCGUCGCCGCUUUGAGGAUUUCGAGGUCUGUAGCAAGCUCUUGUCGGCAACGAUGUUGCAUUGGACUGACUCGAUCUCAAUCCGCGUAGCUUGAUGGCAAGGUCUUCGUCGUCACCGGCGGAGCGCGAGGUCUCGGCUUGACGCUCGCAGAAGCCUUGGUCGAGGGCGGAGGACAUGGUGCGUAGCCAUUCGUCUUGCCUACUGCUCACCGCACGGCCCAACUAAUUGUAUCCUUCCCAGUCUACUGCCUUGACCGACUAGCGGAGCCCUCGCCGGACUUCAAGGCUGCGCAGGAGCUCGCCGAGAACCAGAGCUAUGGCGGGAGCAUCAGCUACGAUCGCGUCGACGUCCAGGACGCCGAGAACCUCGACGCGGUCAUCGGACGCAUCGCCAAGAAGCAUUCGCGACUCGAUGGGCUGGUGGCCGCCGCAGGAGUGCAGAACGUGACGACCGCGCUCGAGUAUCCCCCCGAAAAGAUCACCGAGGUGCGUGUGCAGUG